Triplophysa dalaica is the source of this 6148-nucleotide messenger RNA. RefSeq lists its product as uncharacterized. The transcript has a single exon. Lineage: Eukaryota; Metazoa; Chordata; Actinopteri; Cypriniformes; Nemacheilidae. The record is from RefSeq and is a predicted model, not a curated record. The coding region runs from base 1312 to 2178 and encodes 288 amino acids.
UUUCCAUUUUUCCUGCAAACGAUGUGCAACGGGAGCUGCGUUGCAUUUGAUUGCUUUCCUAAGCAGUGUUCACUGCUCCCUACUCCCUAAGCACAGAUAUCUGUUGAAGUGGACUCUGCUGACAAAAACGCUCAAUUGUAAUGCCCUGCAACAUCAUCAAAGAACGGCAACAGCACGGUUGUGGAGAUUAUAAUAUAAAUAAAUAUUUUAACUUUACUGUUAAAUUGAAAAGAAAUAUAGGGGAGAGUGGGGUGGUUUGUGCCAGGGGGGAAAUAGUUCCACCCCUUGUUUCUGGAAAACCAUAGAAGAAAUUGGUCAUGUGCCAACAUAAUUUUGAAAAGCCAUCCAUUUUACUCAGCCUGCAAAGAAGAGAGACACAUGGCAUGACAGGUAAGCACAUUUUAGCUAAAAAAAACGUUUUUUUCCCUUUUAAAGUAAAAUUUCUAUGAUCAAGGUUUUUUGAUUGUAGUGUCUGAACAAUUAUAGACAAGUUUGAAAAACAUUUCACACAUGUUUAGUGCUUUAGCAGGCUACACAAUGAGUAUAUACAGUUAGCAUGAUGUUAGCUCUUGACUGCUGGAACAUGCUAGUUUUUCAAACUUGUGGGUGUGGGGUGAUUUGUGCCAAAGGGCCUGGGUUAAGUUGUGCCAGUGGCACAACUCACCCCCACUUAUGAUUAUUGUCAACAUAUUAUUAAUUUGUAAUUGUACAUUGUACUCUUACAUUUUAGCACUUAAACUAUGUGAUAUUCUGAAUUUUUGACCAAAAAACAUCAUGCCACGCACUUAUAAACGGAAGACAUACAGGGCUUCAACUCCUCCUGUGGAAUUGAGAAGUGGGAUGUUAAGUAGUAGGCCAGAUCCAGACCUCCUAGACGUCCAUACCUUAUCAGUGUUUGAUUUACUUGCUAUUUGUUUAAUUUAUCUAACACUGAUUUCAGUUUUGAGUUUGCACUAUGUUAUUGGGUUGCGGUUUCCGGUUCCUGAUUGCAUCGCUGCCGGCGGCUAGUUUGUAUCCUCUGACACUUGCUUCACCUCACAUUUGUUCUUGGUCUUAUUAUUAGUGUAUUUUACUAUCGUUACAUAUCACUGUCGUUGCCGAAUUAUUUAUAACUUUAUAUUUUAAACCUAUAUUCAUUGAAACGUAACGCCGCUAGCAUAUUAGCGUGUUAGCUUGCCUUCUGUUUACAUUGUGGAAUAUCAUCUCCCCCUAUUUGUCUUGUGUGCUAACUGUUUCUCUUUUUAAGUGUAUAUACUAAGACUCAUCAAGCAACCUUGGUAAGUUAGGAUUGCACUUCAUACCCGGUGAGUUAUGGCUUCUAUUCCUAUUGUUGUUACUUGCACCUCAUGUCAUAUGUUUAGUUUAGCCUUCUCUGUCAGCGGCGAGGGUUUUACAUGUGAUAAAUGCAGGGAAGUAGUUAGGCUGACGGAGAAGAUUUUAGAAUUAGAGUCUCGCAUCCAAUCUUUAUUUGAGAAUAGUAAGAGUGUAAGAACCGUAGAAAACACUUCGGAUGCGAGCAAUGUUAGCGCACACAGCUCGGUUCCGGUUGAAAAUCCCCUGCAGCUGGGAAACUUUGUGACGGUGAGACGGCAUAGUCGCAGGACAAAACAUCACUCAACCGUUCCGAUUAAAGUCUCGAACAGGUUUGCCCCGCUCAGUGACGCACCGACUGAGAAACCUGCUGAAAGUGCCCUAGUGAUCGGUGAUUCUAUUGUCCGGAACGUUAACAUAGAGACACCAGCCACAAUAGUCAAAUGUUUACCGGGAGCCAGAGCGCCUGACAUCAAGUCAAACUUAAAUGUGCUGGCUAAGGCUAAUCGUAAAUACAGUAAGAUUGUUAUUCAUGUCGGCACAAAUGAUGUUAGACUCCGUCAAUCGGAGAUCACUAAAGAUAAUAUUAAAGAGGUGUGUGAGCUCGCAAAAACGAUGUCAGACACUGUAAUAUUCUCUGGCCCCCUUACUGCUUACCGUGGUGAUGAGAUUUAUAGCAGAUUAUCAUCACUAAAUGGCUGGUUGUCUGAGUGGUGCCUGCAGAAUAAUAUAGAUUUUAUAAAUAACUGGAAGAGUUUUGAGGGCAGACCUGACCUGUUGAAACGAGAUGGUCUCCAUCCCUCCUGGGAUGGGGUUUCCCUCCUCUCUAGAAAUUUGGCACACAGUCUUAAUAAUGCUAAAGUCUGACUACCUAGGGCCCAGGUCAGGAAGGAGACAGAAUGGCUUAACCAACUGUCUGCUUGCCGUCUCGCGUUACAGAAUACACAAAAUAUACAACAUGUAAUAAUCCCUUCUUACAAACAACAUAAAAUAGAGACUGUGUCUGUCCCCCGGAUUAGCAAACAUAAGAUAUUGCGUAAACCUCUUGAAAGUAAUUUAAUAAACGUUAAACAAAUCAAACAUGAACAAAAUACAGAUAAUCAGCUGUUACGACUCGGAUUGCUUAAUAUUAGAUCUCUCUCAAAUAAAGCACUUUUUGUUAACGAUUUGAUAAUCGAUCAUAAAAUAGACAUGCUUUGUUUGACAGAAACAUGGCUAAAGCCAGAUGAUUUUAUUACUCUAAAUGAAUCCGUUCCCCAUGAUUAUUACUAUAAACACGAGCCUCGUCUAAAAGGUAGAGGGGGAGGUGUCGCUGCACUUUACAAGAAUUCUUUUAUUACCUCUCAGAAGUCUAAUUUUAAGUACAGUUCUUUCGAAGUCAUGGUACUUCACGUAUCGACACCUAAUACUAAGGACAAAACAUUUUUAAAAUUUAUUCUAGCUAUUGUAUAUAGGCCUCCAGGGCACCACACAGAUUUUAUUAAAGAUUUUGGUGGGUUCUUAUCAGAACUAGUACUGGCCGCAGAUAGAGUCCUUGUCGUCGGUGACUUUAAUAUCCAUGUAGACAAUGAUACAGAUGCCUUGGGACUGGCUUUCAAAGACACUCUUAACUCCAUGGGCGUUAGUCAACAUGUGUCAGGACCCACUCACCUUCGUAAUCAUACUUUAGAUUUAAUACUUUCUUAUGGUAUAAAUGUGGACGAUGUUAAAAUCGUUCAGCAGAGUGAAGAUAUUUCGGAUCAUUAUCUGAUAUUAUGUUUGCUUCAAUGGCCUACGGCUGCAAAUCAAACUCCUUGUUACAAAUAUGGUAGAACGAUUACUUCAACUACCAAAGAUGCGUUUCUCGAUAAUCUGCCUGAAUUGUCUAAAAUAUCCAGCAUGAGUAAUAACGUUGACGAUUUUGACACUACUAUUGAACAUUUUAACUCUACUUUCUCGGAAAUAUUAGACACAGUUGCUCCUCUGCGUUUAAAGAAAAUUAAAAAUAGCAGCCCAACACCGUGGUAUAAUGAACACACUCAGACUCUAAAAAAAGCAUCCCGUAAAAUGGAGCGCAACUUUAAGAAAACGAAUUUAGAGGUAUUUCGUAUAGCAUGGAAGGAUAGUACUUGAAAUUACAGGAAUGCAAUAAAAACGUCUAGAUCCGCCUACUUUUCAACACUAAUAGAGGAAAACCAUCACAACCCUAGGUUCUUAUUUAACACCGUGGCUAAAUUAACAAAAAAUAAGUCGUCAUCGACGUCAGAUUCUGAUUAUCAGCAUAACAGUGAUGAAUUUAUGAACUACUUCACAAGUAAAAUCCAAGAUAUAAGAGAAAAAAUUAUAACAAUGCAACCUGUAGUGAAAUCCGCUGAACAAACUAACUACAGCACCCCUAAGGAGAAAUUGCAAUUAUUUUCUACAGUAGAUCACGAUGAACUGUCUAAAAUCAUUAAAUCAUCUAAAUCAUCAACAUGCAUGCUAGACCCUAUACCUACAAAACUACUGAAAGAAAUGCUCCCCGAAAUUAUAGAUCCUUUUCAUAGUAUUAUUAACUCAUCUCUGACAUUAGGACAUGUGCCUAAAGCAUUUAAGGUGGCUGUUAUAAGGCCUCUUUUAAAAAAACCCAAACUCGACCCCAAAGAACUAGGGAAUUACAGGCCUAUAUCGAAUUUACCUUUUAUAUCUAAAGUUCUGGAAAAAGUAGUUUCAACUCAAUUAUGCUCCUUCCUCCAAAGGAAUGACAUUAAUGAUGAAUUCCAGUCUGGAUUUCGAGCAUGUCACAGUACAGAGACUGCUUUGAUCAGAGUUACAAAUGAUCUGCUUUUAGCGUCUGACCGUGGCUGUAUUUCGUUAUUGGUGCUGCUAGACCUCAGUGCUGCAUUUGACACCAUUGACCACAGCAUACUUCUACAUAGACUCGAAAAUUACGUCGGCAUUAACGGAAUAGCAUUGAAAUGGUUUAAGUCUUAUUUAUAGCAAUAAAUUUUGUAGCAAUAAACAAUGAGGUGUCCCGCAAAUCACAAGUCCAGUACGGUGUACCACAGGGCUCAGUCUUGGGACCCCUGCUCUUCGCAUUAUACAUGCUACCUCUAGGAGAUAUAAUAAAGCGACACGGAAUUAGCUUUCACUGUUAUGCUGAUGAUACUCAACUUUAUAUUUCCUCGAUGCCUCAUGAAACCCAGCAGUUUCAUCGAAUAAAGGAUUGCAUAGUUGACUUAAAAAUGUGGAUGAGUAACAAUUUUUUACUACUAAACUCGGACAAAACAGAAGUGUUACUUACUGGACCGAAAACUGCUAUGCGUAACAACCAAGAAUACUGCUUAACGAUUGACGGUUGCUCCAUAAAAUCCUCGUCAUCAGCUAAGAAUCUUGGCGUUGUAUUUGACAGUACUCUCUCAUUUGAAAGCCAUGUCGCAAACACCUGUAAAAUUGCAUUUUUCCAUCUUAAGAAUAUAUCUAAAUUACGUCAUAUGCUGUCACUGUCAGAUGCAGAGAAAUUAAUUCAUGCAUUCAUGACAUCAAGACUAGAUUACUGUAAUGCACUUCUAGGUGGUUGCCCUGCGGGCCUAUUACAAAAACUGCAACUGGUUCAAAACGCGGCAGCUCGAGUUCUUACACGUACAAAAAAGUAUGAGCAUAUAACCCCGGUUCUGUCAACCUUGCACUGGUUACCUAUAAAGCAUCGCAUUAACUUUAAGAUCUUGCUUAUUACCUAUAAAGCCCUACAUGGUCUAGCGCCGCAGUAUUUGAAUGAACUUCUAUUGUAUUACAGACCACCACGUACAUUACGCUCUAAGGGGUCCUGUCAGUUGGUAAUACCUAGAAUUUCAAAAUCAAGUGCAGGUGGUAGAUCCUUUUUUUAUCUAGCGCCUAAACUUUGGAAUAUUCUUCCCUGCACGGUCCGGGAGGCAGACACACUCUGUCAGUUUAAAUCUAGACUAAAGACUCAUCUUUUUAAUCUUGCAUACACUACACCACCAUAAUAUUAAUCCUCAGAGGAUUUAGGCUGCAUUAUUUAGAUCAACCGGAACCAGGAACACAUCCAACAACAAAUGAUGUACUUGUUGCAUCAAAGAGUGCAGAACAGUACUCUACUCUCAGCCAGUCUUGUCUCUUUGUUCCAAGGUUACCGCAGGAUGCAGUUCAUGCCCAGACCUGAUGGCAGAGCUGAGAAUGGGAAGCGGUGACCUGACAAGUGCUAAGAGGAUAGAGCUGGAUAAAGGACGCGACAACUUUGUUUUUUUCUACAACAUUUCAAAUGCUAUUAGAUUGUUAAUGAUAAUCUUUAAUUUUUAUAUUUUUAUUAAGCCUUGUUGUGCAAGCACUGAUGAGCUUGUGCAGAGGCAGCAGCUUUUGCCAGAGGGGAACUGGAAUCCCCUGGUUGGGCCUGGGUUCCCCUGAGGUUUUUUUUCUCGAUGGGAGUUUUGGGUUCCUCACCACCGUUUGCAUAUUGUUUUGCACUAUCUGCCUGGCCGGGGGGGCUGCUUUAGAAUUCAUACUUGUAUUAAAUGUGUCUCAUGUACAGCUGCUUUGUAACAAUGAAAAUUGUAAAAAGCGCUAUAUAAAUAAAGUUGAGUUGAGUUGAGUUGAGAAUUAAAGAGAAGUUUUAUUCAGUUUUUAAGUGGCAAUGGGAUGUUUAGAAAAUAGUCGCUUUAUUCUCAUUUUACAUAAUUGACAAACAGCGUUCCAUGUAUGUCAACAGGCAUCUAUUGCCAAAGCCUUUUUGCCUGAUAUGAUUCACAAAUAUAACAUAUUGUGUAUUAAAUUUUUUUGUGUUUUCUCAAAAACUACAAAAUAUGACCUUUUCCAACAGUUUAAUAGUGUGACGAUAUCUAAAUAAACCUUAAAUGAGUAA